AUACUCGAUUUGACAAAAACAAAACCAAUUUUCCCACAGGGAAACACCCGAUGGUUCUGUAGAAGGUGAUCCCCUAUGUUACCGCAGUGGGGCGAAUACAUGUUUUUCAUCUGAGAAAAACGAAAAAAGAGAAAACGAAACCACCAGCGAGUAAAGCGCUGGCUCUUGACAUUAUAGAGUUCACCACCUACGCGUCGAUCGAGUGCACUUCCUCUGUUUACUUCCCUCUAAGCACGGUCAGACCUGCGUCAGUCACUAAGUCAGUGCUGGACGCUGGAAACGCACGGUGGAGAGACGACGUCCCUUUUAAGAUAUUAACAACUAUUACGGGCGAGCAGCACAAGUCGGGCUUCAAGAUGGAUUACAAAUAUGACAAUGGAGUAGAACUGCUAUUGGCUCACAUGAACAUAGAAGACAUCAUCAACGCGGCAGAGACCCUGUAUCAGCUUGAGCAAGCAGAGGAGGAACAAGGUGUGUCCUUCGAGGCAGAAGAUCUCUCCCAGGAGGAGAUGGACGAGAACGAGGAGGCGGUGGAUUCGCUGGGCUUGGGGAGUCAGCAGAAGGACUAUGUUGAUGGGGUUGGGGGUGUUCGUUACGGGUCGGUGGCAGACCUGCUUUCCUUUGUCAACCUGCUCUCGAGCAUGCAGGCUGCAUCCCUACAGGUCUUGCCUGAGGAGAUCGGCGUCCUACUGAACAAGAAAGACAUGGCUGUGAAAAAAGGCCGCUACCAGAUAAACAUGGAUGUGCUCCUGUUUCCUUGGAGGUUGACCUACAAAAACCAUGGCUCUGGCCUUGUGCCAAAGGGCUCUUUUGGGAAAGUCCACCUGGCCCAGGACACCGCCACCAGGAAAAGAAUGGCUUGCAAACUGGUCCCCCUGGAGCACUUUAAAGCGGCCGACGUGGAGUUCCAGGCUCGGUUUCAGCACGAGAACAUAGCCGAGCUCUACGGUGCCGUGCUCUGGGACCAGAGCGUCCACCUGUUCAUGGAGGCUGGGGAGGGCGGUUCGGUUUUGGAGAAGCUAGAUAGCUGUGGGCCCAUGAGGGAGUUUGAGAUCAUAUGGGUAACCAAGCAGGUUCUGCGGGGCCUGGAGUACCUACACUCAAACAACGUCAUCCACCACGACAUCAAACCUAGCAAUAUUGUCCUGAUGUCAGACAAGGCAGUGUUGGUGGACUUUGGCCUGACGGUCCAGAUGACAGAGGAUAUAUACAUUCCAAGAGACCUGAGAGGAACAGAGAUGUACAUGAGUCCAGAGGUGGUUCUGUGUCGAGGUCAUAGCACCAAGACAGACAUCUACAGCCUGGGCACCACCAUCAUUCACAUGCAGACUGGAAGCCCUCCAUGGGUCCAGAGAUACCCACGCACUGCUUACCCAUCCUACCUCUACAUUAUUCACAAACAGGCCCCCCCCCUGGAGGACAUAGCGGAGAACUGCAGCCUUGCCAUGCGCUCUUUCCUGGAGCGAGCCUUGGAGAGAAACCCUGCUCUGCGGAGCUCGGCCUCCGAGCUGCUGAAGGACGAUGCCAUUAAUCCGCCCAGGGAGGAUCAGCCACGCUGUUGGAGCCUUGACUCCGCCCUGGAGGAGGUCACCCACACCAUGCUACAGCAGCAGAGCCAUGCCCACGACACCACACAUGAUUCUUCUAUGUACUUUGAGGACUCCGGCCAUAUGAGGAGGAAGGGUUCCUUGUACAUCGACCUGGUGGCCUUGUCAGGUUACAGUAAACUGGUGACAGGUCCUCCCACAGAAUAUGGUUAGCCACUGGUCACAGCUCAACAUGUGCUGACUGGACUGUAGUCCUAGCUAUUUGACUAAAGCUGAUGAUUUACUUUUUCUUAAAAGAAUGGCCUUUCUGUUGGACUGAUCAGGUGGACAUCUCCCGGCAACAUUGACAAAUGCAAUGCUCAAGCUCAACCUUGAUGCUAAAAUGGACAGUGGAGAGCCCAUUGUGGUUGGAAGAGAUUUCAUGUAUAUCAUUAAGCAAUAACUGUCAGUUGGUCAACUGUUGGUAUGAUUUCCCAGAGAUCCUUGUUUUUGAAUAGUUUAGGAAAGUAAUAUAUCACUUAAUAUGUAAGUUACCUGUGUAAGUAUGUAAACUGUAUAUUCAGUUCUUUGUGGACUUACUCUAUUUUUUAUUCCUGUGGAAUAUGAAGGGCAACACAAUAUGAAAUAUAAAACAUAAAAAUGACUCUUCUUGACGCAUGACACAUGAUUUCUGUUUUGUACAUCCUGUGAGAUGUAAAAUUGUGCUAUUUCUGUUUCUAUUUCUGUUAACUAGGUGUCA
Pungitius pungitius (ninespine stickleback) is the source of this 2286-nucleotide messenger RNA. It is a transcript of the gene map3k8, whose product is annotated as mitogen-activated protein kinase kinase kinase 8. NCBI's taxonomy places the organism in Eukaryota, Metazoa, Chordata, Actinopteri, Perciformes, Gasterosteidae. The record is from RefSeq and is a predicted model, not a curated record. Gene Ontology annotation, molecular function: ATP binding; protein kinase activity. Gene Ontology annotation, biological process: protein phosphorylation. The transcript has 8 exons. Bases 357 to 1760 code for a protein of 467 amino acids.